Molecule: messenger RNA, 453 nt
Organism: Eruca vesicaria subsp. sativa (arugula)
Lineage: Eukaryota; Viridiplantae; Streptophyta; Magnoliopsida; Brassicales; Brassicaceae
Source: the annotation of a GenBank genome assembly
AUGAGCUUCGACUUGAAUUCUGAAGAGUUUUCUGUUAAUCCAUUGCCUGAAGGAUUCAUACUUGAUUUUGGUUCUACAAUGGUGAACUAUAACGGGAAAGUUGCCUUGGUGAAUUACUCAGCGGUCGAAUUGAAAUACAUUGGAGGGUUUAAGAUUUGUGUUAGGAACGAAGAUUCAGGACAGUGGGAGUUAGAACGCGUUGUGAUUCCUGAUUGGAAAAAAACUUUUAGGCCAAAUGAUUCGUCUUCUUUCGUAGGAACCAUUGGAACAGGAGAACUUGUUUUUACAGCACCAACCUGGUUGGGUGAUGGAUCAGAGUAUGUGUUGUAUUACAAGACAGGCUCAUCAAAACUAAGCGGAACCUUUAAGUUGAAUGAACCGGAAAUAGGAGCCUAUCACUAUGUUCGAGACUGCUUAAAUCAUUUUGAAUGCCUUCUCCGUACUACUACUUAA